Psylliodes chrysocephalus is the source of this 1791-nucleotide messenger RNA. NCBI's taxonomy places the organism in Eukaryota, Metazoa, Arthropoda, Insecta, Coleoptera, Chrysomelidae. The record is from the annotation of a GenBank genome assembly.
UUACAGCACCAGCACAGCCACUGCUAUUUGUGAACUACAUCGAGAUGCGUAAAAAAAAUAAUCAAUAAAGGUUUUGAGUAAACAAUAUUUUAUCAACAUUUUUUUAUAUCAGUUACAUUGUGGAAUGUUAAAAGUGAACAGUAUAGUGAGAAAAUAUUAGACAAUAUUUGGUUCAAUAACCCUCCAAAAAUUGGUAAUACAGUGAACAAAGUAAGGCCAGAUAAUUACCGGUGUUUAUAGUUUUCAAGAAUUUGCCUUCCACCCGUUCCGCAAUGAUCUAGCAGAUUACAGCAAAAUAUAUACCAAUUUGUGAUAAUUUAAACUGUCAAAGAUAAUUUAAUGUCGAAUCAUCAAACUUUAAUUAAAAACGUUAAAAAUGAGCGUAGACAGUACGAACCCAGGCUCUUCCGGCGUGCCUACUUCUGUGAUGUUACAGACUCUGCCUCAGAUAGACGAGGAAGACCCCAAAAACACAAAGCCUCCAAAAGACAGGUUGCUAGAAUUUCUCGACAUACUAGAAGGACAUGUAGAACAGUUAAGAAAAAACGCCAGUCAGUUGGAAGAAGACAAGGACGCAGUAUUGGUUGCAUUGGAUUCAGUAAUCAACGCUGAUCUGCUUUACAAUUUAGAGGAUAAUGAUAGGGACGAUGUCAAUAGAUACGUAGAAAGAAUAAUAAACAGAUCUCUUACAGUGGAGGUUAAAGUACUCACUCAAAGAGAUAGAAUGCAAGAAGAUGCCUUAUACCAAGUCAACCAUCUCAUCGAUGGUCUAGUUGUGGUGAUGAAAACGGAUGCCGAAACAGCUCAGGCUAAAUGCAUUAGCUAUAUGAACGCUUGUUCGUCUAGCGUAGUCCAUGGAGUGACAGAUAAAAACUUUGAAUCAGCAUUACUUGGAUGCUCCUUGGACGAUCAAAAGAAAGUUAAGAGAAGAUUGCAGGGUUUAUUGAAUUAUUUUGAAAAAAUUAAAGUUGUUCCUUAUAAUAAUUAAAAACGAUUUAAUUAAUUAGAUUUUUAUUUUGGAAAAUUUUAAGUAGUACUUAGAAAAUUGAAUAAUCUUUAACAAGAUAGUCAAAGAGUAGUCAUAAAAGAAAAAGAAUAUUAAUCGUGUAUAAAAACAACUGGGAAUAAAAAAAAAUGAUAUACGAGAGCUGUCCAGAAAGUAACAUACGUUUUUAAAAUAACACAUUACCUGAAAAAAAAAUAAUUUUAUACAUUUUGAAGGUAAACUCUUAGGCUAUUUUUCUACAAAAUCGCCAUUUAAAUUAAGGCAUCUAUCAUAACGUGGUACAAUCUUUUCAAUGCCCUCUCUGUAGAAAUCUGCCACCUGCGAGUUCAACCACUGGUUUACACCGGCAUGCAGUUCAGCGUCAGUGUCAAAGCGUUGCGUAGCGAGCCACGUAUUCAUCGCUGGAAAUAGGUAGUAGUCGCUGGCGCUAAAUCCUGGCUGUACGGUGGAUUAUUGAAAACUUCGCAUUCAAACCCAUCCAAGAACUUUUGGGUACGAUUGGCCGUGUGUGGGCGAGCAUUGUCGUGGAAAAACAAAACUUUUUUGCUGAGUUUUCCACAUCAAAAAUCUGACGAUAAAUGUCAAUUGAUUUGUGAUUUUUCGCCAACAAGAACCUUAGCACAGCCCGCACUUUACAACUGGCGGGAUUUUCAAUUGCAGCGCUCAUUUCAACACUCCACUGUAAACAAAGUACGAUAUAAAACGAUUAGCAUGCUAUCACGGCUCGUUGCGUACUGAGUGUAGAAACCAGUGUUGCCAGAGCACUCUGCAGGAAUGUAAUAGAU